AUGGAUAUUAUAGCCCGUACGGACCUUUCGGGCCUUAUGAUCCAGGUCAAUUUCAAACUCCACCAACACCGUCACCACCGCAAUCCCAACAUCUUCAACAUCGGCUUCUACGACUACGUCCACAGCAAUUCCGACUUCCACAACAACCGAAAGGACUACAACAUCCACAACAACUCAAGGCACUUCAACAUCCACCGCGAUCCCAACAUCCUCAACAUCGGACUUUACGACGACGUCCACAGCAAUUCCGACGUCCACAACAACCGAAAGUACUUCAACAUCCACAACAACCGAAAUACUACAACAUCCACCGCGAUCCCAACAUCCUCAACAUCGGCUUCUACGACUACGUCCACAGCAAUUCCGACUUCCACAACAACCGAAAGUACUACAACAUCCACCGCGAUCCCAACAUCCUCAACAUCGGCUUCUACGACUACGUCCACAGCAAUUCCGACUUCCACAACAACCGAAAGUACUACAACAUCCACCGCGAUCCCAACAUCCUCAACAUCGGCUUCUACGACUACGUCCACAGCAAUUCCGACUUCCACAACAACCGAAAGUGCUUCGUCAUCCACAACAACCGAAAGUACUGCAGCAUCCACAUCAACUGACAGCACUUCAACAUCCACCGCAAUCCCAACAUCUUCAACAUCGGCUUCUACGACUACGUCCACAGCAAUUCCGACUUCCACAACAACCGAAAGGACUACAACAUCCACAACAACUCAAGGCACUUCAACAUCCACCGCGAUCCCAACAUCCUCAACAUCGGACUUUACGACGACGUCCACAGCAAUUCCGACGUCCACAACAACCGAAAGUACUUCAACAUCCACAACAACCGAAAGUACUUCGUCAUCCACAACAACCGAAAGUACUUCGUCAUCCACAACAACCGGAAGUACUUCGUCAUCCACAACAACCGAAAGUACUACAGCAUCCACAUCAACUGACAGCACUUCAACAUCCACCGAAAUCCCAACAUCUUCAACAUCGGCUUCUACGACUACGCACCUCAACAUCCACCGCGAUCCCAACAUCCUCAACAUCCGCUUCUACAACUACGUCCACAGCAAUUCCGACUUCCACAACAACAGAAAGUACUACAACAUCCACAACAACCGAAACAAUUCCGACUUCCACAACAACCGAAAGUACUACAACAUCCACCGCGAUCCCAACAUCCUCAACAUCGGCUUCUACGACUACGUCCACAGCAAUUCCGACUUCCACAACAACCGAAAGUACUACAACAUCCACCGCGAUCCCAACAUCCUCAACAUCGGCUUCUACGACUACGUCCACAGCAAUUCCGACUUCCACAACAACCGAAAGUACUACAACAUCCACCGCGAUCCCAACAUCCUCAACAUCGGCUUCUACGACUACGUCCACAGCAAUUCCGACUUCCACAACAACCGAAAGUGCUUCGUCAUCCACAACAACCGAAACAAUUCCGACUUCCACAACAACCGAAAGGACUACAACAUCCACAACAACUCAAGGCACUUCAACAUCCACCGCGAUCCCAACAUCCUCAACAUCGGACUUUACGACGACGUCCACAGCAAUUCCGACGUCCACAACAACCGAAAGUACUUCAACAUCCACAACAACCGAAAGUACUUCGUCAUCCACAACAACCGAAAGUACUUCGUCAUCCACAACAACCGGAAGUACUUCGUCAUCCACAACAACCGAAACAAUUCCGACUUCCACAACAACCGAAAGGACUACAACAUCCACAACAACCCAAAGCACCUCAACAUCCACCGCAAUCCCAACAUCCUCAACAUCCGCCUCCACGACUACGUCCACAGCAAUUCCGACUUCCACAACAACAGAAAGUACUACAACAUCCACAACAACCGAAACAAUUCCGACAUCCACAACAACCGAAAGUACUUCAACAUCCACAACAACCGAAAGUACUACAGCAUCCACAUCAACAUCCACCGCAAUCCCAACAUCUUCAACAUCGGCUUCUACGACUACGUCCACAGCAAUUCCGACUUCCACAACAACCGAAAGUACUUCGUCAUCCACAACAACCGAAACAAUUCCGACAUCCACAACAACCGAAAGUUCUACAACAUCCACCGCGAUCCUAACAUCCUCAACAUCGGCUUCUACGACUACGUCCACAGAAAUUCCGACUUCCACAACAACCGAAAGUACUUCGUCAUCCACAACAACCGAAACAAUUCCUACUUCCACAACAACCGAAAGUACUACAACAUCCACCGCGAUCCCAACAUCUUCAACAUCGGCUUCUACGACUACGUCCACAGCAAUUCCGACUUCCACAACAACCGAAAGUACUUCGUCAUCCACAACAACCGAAAUACUACCACAUCCACCGCAAUUCCAACAUCCUCAACUUCGGACUCUACGACAACGUCCACUGCAAGUCCAUCAGAUACAACGACAACUUCCACGGCAAGUCCGACCACCGAAAGUACUACCACAUCCACUACAACUGAAAGUACUACCACAUCCACCGCAAUUCCAACAUCCUCAACUUCGGACUCUACGACAACGUCCACUGCAAGUCCAUCAGAUUCAACGACAACUUCCACGGCAAGUCCGACCACCGAAAGUACUACAGCAUCCACAACAACUGAAAGUACUACCACAUCCACCGCAAUUCCAACAUCCUCAACUUCGGACUCUACGACAACGUCCACUGCAAGUCCAUCAGAUUCAACGACAACUUCCACGGCAAGUCCGACCACCGAAAGUACUACAGCAUCCACAACAACUGAAAGUACUACCACAUCCACUACAACUGAAAGUACUACCACAUCCACCGCAAUUCCAACAUCCUCAACUUCGGACUCUACGACAACGUCCACUGCAAGUCCAUCAGAUUCAACGACAACUUCCACGGCAAGUCCGACCACCGAAAGUACUACAGCAUCCACAACAACUUCGGACUCUACGACAACGUCCACUGCAAGUCCAUCAGAUUCAACGACAACUUCCACGGCAAGUCCGACCACCGAAAGUACUACAGCAUCCACAACAACUGAAAGUACUACCACAUCCACAACAACUGAAAGUACUACCACAUCCACCGCAAUUCCAACAUCCUCAACUUCGGACUCUACGACAACGUCCACUGCAAGUCCAUCAGAAUCAACGACAACUUCCACGGCAAGUCCGACCACCGAAAGUACUACAACAUCCACAACAACUGAAAGUACUACCACAUCCACCGCAAUUCCAACAUCCUCAACUUCGGACUCUACGACAACGUCCACUGCAAGUCCAUCAGAUUCAACGACAACUUCCACGGCAAGUCCGACCACCGAAAGUACUACAGCAUCCACAACAACUGAAAGUACUACCACAUCCACUACAACUGAAAGUACUACCACAUCCACCGCAAUUCCAACAUCCUCAACUUCGGACUCUACGACAACGUCCACUGCAAGUCCAUCAGAUUCAACGACAACUUCCACGGCAAGUCCGACCACCGAAAGUACUACAGCAUCCACAACAACUGAAAGUACUACCACAUCCACCGCAAUUCCAACAUCGUCAACUUCGGACUCUACGACAACGUCCACUGCAAGUCCAUCAGAUUCAACGACAACUUCCACGGCAAGUCCGACCACCGAAAGUACUACAGCAUCCACAACAACUGAAAGUACUACCACAUCCACUGCAACUGAAAGUACUACCACAUCCACCGUAAUUCCAACAUCCUCAACUUCGGACUCUACGACAACGUCCACUGCAAGUCCAUCAGAUUCAACGACAACUUCCACGGCAAGUCCGACCACCGAAAGUACUACAGCAUCCACAACAACUGAAAGUACUACCACAUCCACCGCAAUUCCAACAUCCUCAACUUCGGACUCUACGACAACGUCCACUGCAAGUCCAUCAGAUUUAACGAAAAAUUCCACGGCAAGUCCGACCACCGAAAGUACUACAGCAUCCACAACAACUGAAAGUACUACCACAUCCACCGCAAUUCCAACAUCCUCAACUUCGGACUCUACGACAACGUCCACUGCAAGUCCAUCAGAUUCAACGACAACUUCCCCGGCAAGUCCGACCACCGAAAGUACUACAGCAUCCACAACAACUAAAAGUACUACCACAUCCACUACAACUGAAAGUACUACCACAUCCACCGCAAUUCCAACAUCCUCAACUUCGGACUCUACGACAACGUCCACUGCAAGUCCAUCAGAUUCAACGACAACUUCCACGGCAAGUCCGACCACCGAAAGUACUACAGCAUCCACAACAACUGAAAGUACUACCACAUCCACCGCAAUUCCAACAUCGUCAACUUCGGACUCUACGACAACGUCCACUGCAAGUCCAUCAGAUUCAACGACAACUUCCACGGCAAGUCCGACCACCGAAAGUACUACAGCAUCCACAACAACUGAAAGUACUACCACAUCCACUACAACUGAAAGUACUACCACAUCCACCGCAAUUCCAACAUCCUCAACUUCGGACUCUACGACAACGUCCACUGCAAGUCCAUCAGAUUCAACGACAACUUCCACGGCAAGUCCGACCACCGAAAGUACUACAAUAUCCACAACAACUGAAAGUACUACCACAUCCACCGUAAUUCCAACAUCCUCAACUUCGGACUCUACGACAACGUCCACUGCAAGUCCAUCAGAUUCAACGACAUCUUCCACGGCAAGUCCGACCACCGAAAGUACUACAGCAUCCACAACAACUGAAAGUACUACCACAUCCACUACAACUGAAAGUACUACCACAUCCACCGCAAUUCCAACAUCCUCAACUUCGGACUCUACGACAACGUCCACUGCAAAUCCAUCAGAUUCAACGACAACUUCCACGGCAAGUCCGACCACCGAAAGUACUACAGCAUCCACAACAACUGAUAGUACUACCACAUCCACCGCAAUUCCAACAUCGUCAACUUCGGACUCUACGACAACGUCCACUGCAAGUCCAUCAGAUUCAACGCCAACUUCCACGGCAAGUCCGACCACCGAAAGUACUACAGCAUCCACAACAACUGAAAGUACUACCACAUCCACUACAACUGAAAGUACUACCACAUCCACCGCAAUUCCAACAUCCUCAACUUCGGACUCUACGACAACGUCCACUGCAAGUCCAUCAGAUUCAACGACAACUUCCACGGCAAGUCCGACCACCGAAAGUACUACAGCAUCCACAACAACUGAAAGUACUACCACAUCCACAACAACUGAAAGUACUACCACAUCCACCGCAAUUCCAACAUCCUCAACUUCGGACUCUACGACAACGUCCACUGCAAGUCCAUCAGAUUCAACGACAACUUCCACGGCAAGUCCGACCACCGAAAGUACUACAACAUCCACAACUACUGAAAGUACUACAACAUCCACCGCAAUCCCAACAUCCUCAACUUCGGACUCUACGACAACGUCCACUGCAAGUCCAUCAGAUUCAACGACAACUUCCACGGCAAGUCCGACCACCGAAAGUACUACAGCAUCCACAACAACUGAAAGUACUACCACAUCCACCGCAAUUCCAACAUCCUCAACUUCGGACUCUACGACAACGUCCACUGCAAGUGCAUCAGAUUCAACGACAACUUCCACGGCAAGUUCGAACACCGAAAGUACUACAGCAUCCACAACUACUGAAAGUACUACAACAUCCACCGCAAUCCCAACAUCCUCAACUUCGGAUUCUAUGACAACGUCCACUGCAAGUCCAUCAGAUUCAACGACAACUUCCACGGCAAGUUCGAACACCGAAAGUACUACAGCAUCCACAACAACUGAAAGUACUACCACAUCCACUACAACCGAAAGUACUACCACAUCCACCGCAAUUCCAACAUCGUCAACUUCGGACUCUACGACAACGUCCACUGCAAGUCCAUCAGAUUCAACGACAACUUCCACGGCAAGUCCGACCACCGAAAUACUACAACAUCCACCGCAAUCCCAACAUCCUCAACUUCGGACUCUACGACAACGUCCACUGCAAUACUACCACAUCCACCGCAAUUCCAACAUCCUCAACUUCGGACUCUACGACAACGUCCACUACAAGUCCAUCAGAUUCAACGACAACUACCACGGCAAGUCCGACCACCGAAAGUACUACAACAUCUACAACAACAGAAAGUAUUACAACAUCCAACGCAAUCCCAAUAUCCACUGCAAGUACAUCAGGUUCAAUGACAACCUCCACUGCAAUUCCGACGUCCACUACAAUUGGAAGUAUAACGACAUCCACAGCCAUUCCAGCAUCCACAGAAUCUUCAAUAACCAAAGAUUCAAUUUGCAUUGA
This is a messenger RNA of Drosophila teissieri, 6306 nucleotides long. Its product is annotated as mucin-5AC. NCBI's taxonomy places the organism in Eukaryota, Metazoa, Arthropoda, Insecta, Diptera, Drosophilidae. Bases 1 to 6306 code for a protein of 2101 amino acids. The record is from RefSeq and is a predicted model, not a curated record. The transcript has 13 exons.